GCCCUCACACACCGUUAGAGUGCUGCUACGGCUACACGAACUCCACUAUCCAUCUGGCUAAGCUGAGGAGUUUCUACAGGACUCCCAAUGAGUGUUUUAUGCCAGCAGUUGUGUUUGAGACCAAGAAGAGGAAGAUCUGUGCAAACCCCAAGGUGACUUGGGUGGAGAAAGCAGUUGAGUACCUUGAAAAAAAGAAGGGACGUCAUGCCCCGUGA
Messenger RNA from Tauraco erythrolophus (red-crested turaco), 215 nucleotides. The record is from RefSeq and is a predicted model, not a curated record. Lineage: Eukaryota; Metazoa; Chordata; Aves; Musophagiformes; Musophagidae.